AUGGCUCCUUUCCGAGGCGGUGGCGGUGGCCGCGGCGGUUUCGGUGGUGACCGUGGUGGCCGCGGUGGCGGUCGCGGUGGUUUUGGUGAUCGUGGUGGUCGCGGCGGUGGUCGUGGCGGUGGUCGCGGCGGCUUCGGUGACCGCGGUGGUCGUGGUGGUGGCCGUGGUGGUGCCCGUGGCCGUGGCGGCGUUGGCAAGCCGAGGGGUGGCCGUGGCGGCGCUGCUGGCGGCCAGAAGGGAGGCCAGAAGGUCAUUGUUGAGCCCCAUCGCCAUGAGGGUAUCUUCGUUGUCCGCGGCAAGGAGGACGCCAUUGCGACCCGCAACCUGACUCCCGGCGAGUCUGUCUACGGCGAGAAGCGUGUCUCCGUCGACAACCCCGUCACCAACGAGGACGGCACCACCACCAACACCAAGAUCGAGUACCGCGUGUGGAACCCCUUCCGUUCGAAGCUGGCUGCCGGUGUCAUCGGUGGUCUCGACAGGAUGUACUUCGGGCCCGGCUCCAAGGUCCUCUACCUUGGUGGUGCCUCUGGUACUUCCGUCUCCCACGUUGCCGACAUUGUCGGCCCUACCGGUUUCGUCUACGCCGUCGAGUUCUCUCCCCGCUCUGGUCGCGACCUGAUCGGCAUGGCUUCCAAGCGCACCAACGUCGUUCCCAUUGUCGAGGACGCCCGUCAGCCCCUCAAGUCGGCGGGUGGUAUCUCAUCUCCAUCAAGGGCCAACUGUAUCGACUCCACGGCCCCUCCCGCCAAGGUCUUUGCUCAGGAGGUCGAGAAGCUCCGCGCGGAGCGCAUCACCCCCAAGGAGCAGCUGACACUUGAGCCCUUCGAGCGUGACCAUUGCCUGGUCGCUGCUGAGUACAACCGUUACGGAAAAUAA
Messenger RNA from Verticillium alfalfae VaMs.102, 879 nucleotides. RefSeq names its product rRNA methyltransferase NOP1. The transcript has 4 exons. Gene Ontology annotation, cellular component: small-subunit processome; box C/D methylation guide snoRNP complex; nucleolus. The record is from RefSeq and is a predicted model, not a curated record. Bases 1 to 879 code for a protein of 292 amino acids. Gene Ontology annotation, biological process: box C/D sno(s)RNA 3'-end processing; rRNA methylation. Gene Ontology annotation, molecular function: histone H2AQ104 methyltransferase activity; RNA binding; rRNA methyltransferase activity. NCBI's taxonomy places the organism in Eukaryota, Fungi, Ascomycota, Sordariomycetes, Glomerellales, Plectosphaerellaceae.